CGGUGAGCAUGACCAUAAACGAGCCCUUGUUUCCCCUCCCCCUCCUCACUCUCUGUUCUAUUAUUUCUAUCGGUUUCUCCUUUCCAUGCCGAGCCAUCAGCAGCCGAUCCCGCGGCCGUGGUUCCUCGAUUUGAUCCUCCCUGCUCUUGUCGUUCUCCUCAUCACCUCCCAUGUCUUGGCUUUGGUCUAUUGGAUCUACAGAUUAGCCACCGAAAAGCAACCGCAGGUUGGCACGCAGAGGAGCAAGGCCCAUUGAUCUCCGGUUCCCGCUUCCCAUUCUUGGCAGAGAUGUCGCCGGCUUCCCAUCCGCUCCUAACCCUAGGCCUCCUCACGAGACGCGACACCGAGGUCAAGCUUCCGCGCUCUACCCGCGUGAAGAACAAGACGGCAGCACCCAUCCAGAUUACCGCCGAGCAGAUCCUGCGCGAGGCCCGCCAGAGGCAAGAAAAUCACCGGCCGCCGAAGCAGAAAAUCACCGACUCCGACGAACUAGCGGAUUACCGGCUCCGCAAGAGAAAAGAAUUCGAAGAUGUCAUCCGGCGCGCUCGCCGGAACACCGGCACCUGGGUUAAGUAUGCCUCCUGGGAGGAGUCCCAGGGGGACUUGGCUCGCGCUCGAUCCAUCUGGGAGCGCCUCCUCGACGUCGACUAUCGCAACCCUACCUUAUGGCUCAAAUAUGCCGAAAUGGAGAUGCGUCACCGCUUUAUUAAUCACGCGCGGAAUGUCUGGGACCGCGCCGUCGCCCUCCUCCCCCGCGUCGACCAACUUUGGUACAAGUACAUACACAUGGUAGAGAUUCUCGGCGAUGUUGCAGCCGCACGCCAGAUAUUCGAACGCUGGAUGGACUGGAAGCCCGACACUCAGGGCUGGCUUUCCUACAUCAAGUUUGAGCUUCGGUACGACGAGGUCGAUCGUGCACGUGCUAUCUACGAACGGUUGGUUGUUUGCCACCCUCGUCCUUCCUAUUUCAUCAAGUACGCCAAGUUCGAGGCCAAGCGCCGCGAAAUUGCUCGUGCCCGUGCGGUGUAUGAGCGAGCCAUCGAUCUUAAUCUUUCCGAAGACGACGUGGAAGCAGAGCAGCUGUUCGUUGCCUUUGCAGGCUUCGAGAUGUGGUGCAAGGAGACGGAACGAGCGCGUUGCAUAUACCGAUACGCCCUGGACCACGUCCCCAAGGGGAGGGCCAAAGAUUUGUACCACGAGUACGAUGCUUUCGAGAAGCAGUAUGGAGACACGGCUGCUAUGGAAGAUGCUAUAAUUGUCAGAAAAAGGAAAUUAAAGUCUGAUGAUGAUGAGGAGGAGGAGGAGCAGGUGAGGAGGAAGCCUUUGAAUUAUGACUCACUACUCGAAGCGGCAUACAUAUGGAAAAAGCAGAAACUCGCCGCAGAUAUAUGAAGAUCGACUGAGAACUUGAAUUGAGAAGCGAAGGAUCUAUUCGUAUUUCUUAUGAUUUCAGGUUUUAGAAUAUUAGCCUCACUACCUUUGGUAAAUGUUGCUGCAUUGUGGAUUGAAUAGUUGUUAUGUUUGUGCUGGAACGUAAUAGUUGUAUUGUUUGUGCUAGCUAGUAAGAAUAAUUUCCCUUAA
Zingiber officinale is the source of this 1581-nucleotide messenger RNA. RefSeq names its product crooked neck-like protein 1. Gene Ontology annotation, biological process: spliceosomal complex assembly; mRNA splicing, via spliceosome. The coding region runs from base 289 to 1392 and encodes 367 amino acids. NCBI's taxonomy places the organism in Eukaryota, Viridiplantae, Streptophyta, Magnoliopsida, Zingiberales, Zingiberaceae. The transcript has 3 exons. The record is from RefSeq and is a predicted model, not a curated record. Gene Ontology annotation, molecular function: protein binding. Gene Ontology annotation, cellular component: U2-type catalytic step 2 spliceosome; precatalytic spliceosome; post-mRNA release spliceosomal complex.